Messenger RNA from Marmota monax (woodchuck), 1775 nucleotides. RefSeq names its product solute carrier family 35 member B1 (gene Slc35b1). Gene Ontology annotation, biological process: UDP-galactose transmembrane transport. The record is from RefSeq and is a predicted model, not a curated record. Gene Ontology annotation, molecular function: UDP-galactose transmembrane transporter activity; UDP-glucose transmembrane transporter activity. Bases 15 to 1091 code for a protein of 358 amino acids. Gene Ontology annotation, cellular component: Golgi membrane; endoplasmic reticulum membrane. Lineage: Eukaryota; Metazoa; Chordata; Mammalia; Rodentia; Sciuridae. The transcript is spliced from 9 exons.
CGCAUGCAGCUCCUAUGAGGCCCCUGCCGCCGGUCGGCGAUGUCCGCCUGGAGUUGUCGCCUCCGCCGCCGGUGCCGUUACCGGCUGUGAGCGGGUCUGUGGUCGGCUCGUCCGGGCGUCUCAUGGCCGCUAGCAAAUCUCUGGUGCCCGACCGGCUGCGCCUGCCGCUCUGCUUCCUUGGUGUCUUUGUCUGCUAUUUCUACUAUGGGAUCCUGCAGGAAAAGAUAACAAGAGGAAAAUAUGGGGAGGGAGCCAAACAGGAGACGUUCACCUUUGCCUUAACCCUAGUCUUCAUCCAGUGUGUGAUCAAUGCUGUGUUUGCCAAGAUCUUGAUCCAGUUUUUUGACACUGCCAGGGUGGAUCGUACUCGGAGCUGGCUCUAUGCUGCCUGUUCUUUGUCCUAUUUGGGUGCUAUGGUCUCCAGCAACUCAGCACUACAGUUUGUCAACUAUCCAACUCAGGUCCUUGGUAAAUCCUGCAAGCCAAUCCCAGUCAUGCUCCUUGGGGUGACCCUCUUGAAGAAGAAGUACCCAUUGGCCAAGUACCUGUGUGUGUUGCUAAUUGUGGCUGGAGUGGCCCUUUUCAUGUACAAACCCAAGAAAGUAGUUGGGAUGGAAGAACACACAAUCGGCUAUGGAGAAUUACUCCUGCUAUUGUCUCUGACCUUGGAUGGACUGACAGGUGUUUCCCAGGACCACAUGCGGGCUCAUUACCAAACAGGCUCCAACCACAUGAUGUUGAACAUCAACCUUUGGUCGACAUUGCUUCUAGGAGCUGGAAUCCUGUUCACUGGGGAGCUCUGGGAGUUCUUGAGCUUUGCUGAAAGGUACCCAAUCAUCAUCUAUAAUAUCCUGCUCUUUGGCCUGACUAGUGCCUUGGGUCAGAGCUUCAUCUUCAUGACAGUUGUGUAUUUUGGUCCCCUGACCUGCUCAAUCAUCACGACAACUCGGAAGUUCUUCACUAUUUUGGCCUCUGUGAUCCUCUUUGCCAACCCCAUUAGCCUCAUGCAGUGGGUAGGCACUGUGCUUGUGUUCCUGGGUCUUGGUCUUGAUGCCAAGUUUGGGAAGGGAGCAAAGAAGACAACCCACUAGGAAGAGAGAGACUACCUCCACUCCAAGAAUACUUAAGUUAUUAUCUCCAACAGUGACAUCUCCUGGGAAAAUGGACUUAGUAGUGAUAAGGAACUGGGUUCCAGAUUUUGUUUGUUUUUUGUUUUUGUUUUUUUUUUUUUUAAUCAAAGGAAGCAAAAUCACAUAUUCUAAAAAAAGCUCUUGGAUUUUCACAAGAUGAGUGGGCAGUUUCUGUUCUUGAUCAACUGGGGCAUAGUCUAGUACAAAUAAAAAGAGAAGGAAGAGGCAGGGGUCUGCUCGCAUCCCACUCUGCCCCUGGCCGCUCUCUUAGGUGUGGGUGGCAUGGUUGUCCAAGUUAUUCCCCAAGAGUCUGAGCAUGAUAAGGUAGAACCUUGAGAGAUUGUAUGAUUGUAUGGCUGUGCCAGCAGUCUCUGUUCCUGUGGGCAAAGCUCUGAAUAUGCUAUGACAGGUGGCUGUUUUGUUAUAGCUACAGAUGUAGGCAUCACUUCUUAAGUUUGGGUGGGCAAGCAUGUCAUGAAAAACCGAAGGUAUAUUCUCUCCUUAUGAAGUACCUCAAGGUUAGGGUUAAAUGAACCCAGAUUCCCAGAGUUUGCUAGUUUUUCUCUUUUCCCCACUGCCUCUCUCAGCCAAAGCAUGACAGAGAGACCCCAUGCAUGUAAAAAACAUAAACAGCUUUGGAAAGUC